Molecule: messenger RNA, 698 nt
Organism: Hymenoscyphus albidus
Lineage: Eukaryota; Fungi; Ascomycota; Leotiomycetes; Helotiales; Helotiaceae
Source: the annotation of a GenBank genome assembly
AUGGCCAAGGAAACUGAUAACCGAGACGAUUUGAGGAAUCAAAUCAUACACGUUUUCGUCGCUGGACACGAUUCUAGCGCCAUCACUAUCGGCCAUGCUCUGUUCCACCUCUGUCGUCACCCCGAUAAAUGGGAAAAGCCCCACCGAGAAGUCGAACAGUCUGGUGGGAAUUUCACAUUCGAGUCUUUGAAGAAUUUAUACUAUCUUCAAUAUGUCGUCAAAGAAAGUAAGUCGUCCUCCACACAUACUCAGCGAAAUACUUAACUAAUAACCCAGCCCUCCGUCUCCACCCCGUCGCACCCCUCGAUUCCCGUCGAGCAAAGCAGGACACCAUGCUCCCCACAGGCGGCGGUCCCAACGGCGAUUCUCCAAUUUUCAUCCCAAAGGACUCAACGGUCACCACCUCUUUCCACGCACUCCACCAUCUCGCACCUUGUUUCCAGCCCUAUCCAGAGGCUUUUCGACCAGAGAGGUGGGAGACUGUGAGGCCUGGGUGGGAGUAUCUUCCUUUUGGGGGUGGACCGAGGAUUUGUCCCGGACGUCAAUUGGCUUUGACGGAAGUCGCUUAUGUUUUAGCGAGGAUGACGCAGGAGUUUAGGACGGUUGAAUGUCGGGAUCCGGUUGAGGAGUGGGUUGAGGAGUUUAAGAUUACGGCUAGUAGUCAGAAUGGGACGAAGGUUGGGUUGUAUAGGGAGUAG